AUGUCUUCUUCGACUUGCAAGCAGAACCACACUCGCGCGGAGAUUGAUACCAACAAAGCUAUCACGGCGUCCAAGAAGGCGGAGAAGGCCCAAAAGGCCACGCAGAAGUUGGAGGCUCAAAGGCAGAAGUGGUCUGCCAAGGAGUCCCGCACGGUGUGGAACUCCAACGGUGCUGGCCGGUGGCAGGUCCGGAUACUUGAGCAGUGUGAUCAAAACAAGAAGCGGUGA
Puccinia graminis f. sp. tritici CRL 75-36-700-3 is the source of this 228-nucleotide messenger RNA. RefSeq lists its product as uncharacterized. Bases 1 to 228 code for a protein of 75 amino acids. The record is from RefSeq and is a predicted model, not a curated record. NCBI's taxonomy places the organism in Eukaryota, Fungi, Basidiomycota, Pucciniomycetes, Pucciniales, Pucciniaceae. The transcript has 2 exons.